This is a messenger RNA of Cucurbitaria berberidis CBS 394.84, 624 nucleotides long. RefSeq lists its product as uncharacterized. Gene Ontology annotation, biological process: mycotoxin biosynthetic process. NCBI's taxonomy places the organism in Eukaryota, Fungi, Ascomycota, Dothideomycetes, Pleosporales, Cucurbitariaceae. The transcript is spliced from 2 exons. Bases 1 to 624 code for a protein of 207 amino acids. The record is from RefSeq and is a predicted model, not a curated record.
AUGUUCCCCAAAUCCCUGGCAACUCAGCUACGCGGCCCCUCCUAUGCCCUGCUCGCAAUGUUGAGCGUCUGCCUCGUCCUGAAUUUAGGCACCCUCGUCUUCUCCUUGCGCAUCUUAGCGCGUGGAACGCGUGAAUACACCUACCUGGCCGGCGACCGACCUCGCGAGCUCCCCAUAAAGGUCCGCAAUAUUCAAGCCGCCUUCCACGACGACCCCUCUCACUACGGGAUGGAAGGCAUCCCCGCCUGGGCUGAAUGGAACGCCAUGCGCCCUCCCGGCAAGGGCUUUGUUUUUCUAGGCCAAGAGCACUUUGCAUUUGGCGUGUCUAUGUGGCACCAGCUGCACUGCCUUAAUCACAUACGCGCGGUGCUUGUCAACGGGGAUGACGGGUCGGAUCAUACAGCGCACUGCUUUCAUUACCUGCGACAGGGCAUUCUCUGCGCUGCUGACACAACCCUGGAGCCGGGCGGCACGGGCAUGAUAGUGGCUAAUGGGGAGAAAAUUGCUGCGGGCGUAGAUGCUGUGCAUACCUGCCGGGACUGGAGACAGGUGCAUGAUUGGAUGGGCAGCCAGCAUGAGAAGUGGACGCCGGACAUGUAUGAGCGGUUUAAGGAGGCUAGUUGA